UUAAUUUCUCUUGACUUGUCUUCUGAGCUGAUUACUCUUGAGUUGUCCGACAUAGACAACUUCGUUCAAAACUUAACUAUGCUUAGAGAACUUGAUCUCUCUCGUGUAAGCAUGUUAUCGCCAUUCCCCCAUGUACUUGCAAACUUCUCCUCUUUGAAGUCGCUUAGACUUGUAGUAUGUGGAUUGACCGGAGAAUUUCCGGUAAGCAUCUUUGAGUUACCAAACCUGGAAAUUCUCGACAUCAGUGUCAAUUUCAACCUUUUUGGUUUUUUUCCAGAAAAACAGUGGGGUAGUCCUCUGAAAUCAUUGUCUCUUCAGGGCACGAACUUUUCAGGGGAAAUACCUAUGUCGAUAGGAAACCUUGUUUUGUUAAAUGAGUUAUCAAUUGGGAAUAGUUAUUUCUCGGGUUCACUUCCCACUUCACUAGGUAAUCUUUCUCAACUUGCUCUUCUGGAUACAUCAUACAACAAAUUUCAAGGUGAAAUCCCCGCUUCCUUCGCUAACCUUUCCCAGCUGUCAUAUCUAGAUCUCUCGUUCAAUAAUUUCACUGGUGAUCAUAUUUUGCAUUGGCUUGUCAACUUGGCAAAACUCACCCAUUUGAAGCUUUCAGGUGUUCAGCUAAGUGGUCGAAUUCCAUCUUCAAUUAUGAACCAGACGCAGUUGGUUGAGCUUCACCUUCAAUCCAACAAUUUGCAAGGUGAAAUUCCAAACUCAUUAUGGGGACUCAAGGAUCUUGAAAUUCUGAAUCUUUAUGGGAAUAAUUUGAGUGGCACUGUGGAUUCACACAAACUCAAGAACUUGAAAUAUUUAUUUUUGGACUUCAACAACAUCUUUUGUCAGCAAGACCGAGAUCAAUGCCACCCUUCCACAACUUUUCUGGUUAAGAUUAGAGUCAUGCAACUUACAUGAGUUCCCAAAGUUUUUAGGCUACCAAAGCAGAUUAGAGCGGGUAACUCUAGCACACAACAAAAUCAAAGGGAGUAUUCCUACGUGGAUGUGGAAAGGUAGCAGAGAAUCCUUGAUCUAUAUGGAUCUUUCUCACAAUUUUCUAAUUGGCUUUGAAAACAACCGGAUCAAUUUGCCACUACCCAAGUUGAGCUAUCUUGACAUUAGUUCGAACUUGCUUGAAACAGCACUCCCCACUCCACCUCCAUCCGUAAAUUAUUAUAAUAUCUCCAACAACUUCCUCUUUGGAGAAAUUCAAUCUAUUUGUAGAGGAAGAUCCCUCGUCAUUCUUGAUUUGUCCAUCAAUAGUCUCAAUGGCACAAUUCCCUCAUGUCUGGGAAAUAUUGAUUCUUUGUCAAUUUUGAAUCUCGGGAAAAAUAAACUUGAGGGCAUGAUUCCUCAUGCUUAUCCAAAAGGUUGUGCAUUGAAGAUGAUUGACCUCACAGAGAAUCGAUUGCAAGGGCCCGUCCCAAGAUCUUUGGCGAAUUGUACGAUGCUGGAGUAUUUGAACCUUGGUUACAAUCAAAUUCUCGACGGGUUCCCUUUAGGCCUAUUAGAAUUGACCAAGCUGAAAGCUAUUAUCUUGAAAUCCAAUAAGUUCCAUGGUCCAAUAGAAGCACAUCGAAGCCAGUUUAACUUCAGCAAUUUGCAUAUCCUGGACCUUUCCAACAAUAGAUUCAAUGGUGAACUUCCUUCCAAGUUGUUGCAGAGUUUCCAUGCCAUGAAAGUAAUUGUUGCUCAAGAUCAUUUGCAAUAUAUAGGUAUUGUGCAAUUUUAUGGUCCAUCCCAGAAUUCAAUAUUUGCAGAAUAUGAAAUGAGAUUGAUGAAUAAAGGCAUAGAGAGGGAAUACUCGAAGGUUCCAUAUGCCCUUAUGGGAAUUGACCUCUCCAAUAAUAAAUUCGAAGGACACAUAUCUGAUCUCGUUGGAGAUUUGAAGUCACUUAUUUGGCUUAACCUUUCAAACAACAUUCUCACCGGUUGCAUUCCACCUUCCUUGGCAAAUCUGACAAUCCUUGAAUCUCUAGAUCUUUCUCAAAACAAGCUCUCAGGGGAGAUCCCUCAACAGCUAGUCCAGCUUACAUUCCUUUCAUCUUUCAAUGUCUCUCAUAAUCGACUGUCGGGACGAAUACCACAAGGGAGUCAAUUCAACACAUUCGGGAUAGAUUCAUAUGCCAUGAAUGAGGGAUUAUGUGGAAGUCCUUUGCCAAAAAACUGCAGAACGACUGUGGAUAUAGUACCAAUAUCACCGCCUCUCGAGGAAGAAAAUGGCGAACAAUCUCUGUUCGACUUGGAUUGGAAAGUUGUGCUAAUUGGCAUUGGAGUUGGGUUUAUGGUCGGCGUUGUGCUAGGGAAUUUGAUCAUUGACGAGAAGAGCAGGUGGUUCUUGCACUACUCCAAAAGAAUGCGAAAAAGAUGGAAAAGAUUGGGAAGGCGCUAACGAAUAAGGAGCUGUGCCUUGUGCAUGCAGUCAAAUACUAAUAUGGCAUUGGUUAGUAAUUGUCGUGUGUCUGGCUUAUAUUAAAAAUUGUUACGAAUUUCUAUGAUUUGGAUUUAUGUUUGCUUCACGUGAA
Syzygium oleosum is the source of this 2516-nucleotide messenger RNA. RefSeq names its product receptor-like protein 39. The coding region runs from base 995 to 2383 and encodes 462 amino acids. Lineage: Eukaryota; Viridiplantae; Streptophyta; Magnoliopsida; Myrtales; Myrtaceae. The record is from RefSeq and is a predicted model, not a curated record. Gene Ontology annotation, molecular function: protein binding. The transcript has 2 exons.